GCCUCCUCCACUACCCUAGGGGCAUGAAGUUUUUUCUUCGUACAAGGAGGCUCUGUCUGGAGCUCCAAAACCUGCAGAGGGGUCAGGUCCUCUGGUGAAGACGCGGCCCUGUGAAGAAGCAAGUGUACGCAGGCCUUUGUCGGGGCCAAGUUUGGAAACUUUGUUACUGGCGUUGGCAGAGAUGGAGAAGCAAGCGGGUGGGUUAAUUCUUAAUAUGGGUGUAUUAAAACACUGCGUUGAGGAGGGACUUCAGAGGGAGAAGAUUUUUGUGGGGGUCCAGGGUGAAGGCUUCGUUAACGGGCCUGUGUUUGAGUAUGGGCUUAAGGGGAAGGGAACCGUUUUUGGUGGGCCUCAUUUGCAAGCCAAGUCUACCCAGCAGCCCAUCGAUUUAGCUAAGCCCGUAGCCCAUGGCUUGAAGCCUGCGUGGAGAUGCAGGGAAGCCCACGGAGCUAGCCCAGUGUCGUUGCUACCGUUGGUGGCGGGACAGGCCUCCUCGCCGGUGGAGGCGUGUUCGACGGUGGCGGUGGUGGGCCCGCCGGUGAGUUCUGUGCUACCUAAGGUGGUGUCGGUAGGUUGCAGAGUUGAUGAUCCGAUUCUUAGUAUUGCAGGAAUCCUCGCGUCGGCGACUCAAACGUCGGCAUCCCUGAAACAGAACCCGACGACUCAAAUGCCGGCAGCCACUGAUACGCUCAUGGAAGUCCUCGAUGAAGUCAGCGGCCCUGCACAAGCUUUGUUGGAACACGGGGUGCUUUCAGAGGGGCCGCCACCUUCUGUGGUGGCACAGACUUCGCCGCCGGUAUGUCCUGGCCUACUUCUCGAGCCUCUGGUGACGAAUACUCUACCGGUGCCGUCUCAUAAUCAUUUGUUGGAUGUAGUUGAACUUUCGGGCCUAGCAGUGGCACAAAUAGAGACGCCAGCUCCUUCUGGGGUGUUUUCUGUUCCCCUAGCUGCGAAAACAGUAGCUAUUGCGUCGGAAAAGGUGGUAGAAGAGUCCGAUUUUCUCGAAAAUACUGGUUCUUUGGUUCUGUUUACGGCUAUCAGGGAUGGGGAGGAUGAACCUACUCCACUCUAUUCCUUUCAUCCCAAUGUGUCAGACUGGGUUAUCCGGAGAGCAAUGGACAUUAAGCACAUGGUCGGAAUUUCUUAUGGGGAUUUUGAAGCUGAAUUUAUGGCCUUACUUACAGCCGUAAAGGCAGUCAAUGCCCAAGCAAAGUCCGACCAAUCCUUGGCUUCGGCCAAAAAAAGGGAAAGGGAACUCAAAAGGCUAGAUUGGGCAAUGAAAGAGGAUGGAGGUGAGAAGAGCUCUACUCGGGAGCGUAGUAAGGGGAGGGGGAAGAUGGUUGUCCCAUGAAGCCAAAAAUAAUUUCAUGGAAUGUGAGGGGGCUGCAUGAUCCUAAUAAGCGGCUCCAAGUUAGAAAUUUACUUCGCCAGUGGAAAGGGGACAUCAUAUGCUUACAAGAGACUAAAUUGGAAGUUAUUACUAGACAAGUAAUUCGCAGUUUAUGGAGAGGACAACAUAUUGGGUGGUCCUACCUACCUUCAAAAGGUGCUUCCGGGGGAGUUUUAAUUAUGUUUGACACAAGGGUGGUGGAAAGGGUGGAGGAGUGUGUGGGUGAUUUCUCGGUGUCAUGCUCUUUUGUUAACAUAGAAGACGGCUUUAAGUGGGCUUUUGCAGGGGUUUAUGGCCCUAAUCUGGAUUCAGAGAGACGAUUUUUGUGGGAAGAACUAGCGGGAGUCAUUAGUUGGUGGGAGCUACCAAGUUGCAUAAGGGGUGACUUUAAUACUUCUCGCUUUCCAAGCGAGAGGUCGGGAUCUUCUCACAUCACUCCAGCCAUGAGAGAUUUCUCUGAUUUUAUUUCAGAACAGGAGCUCAUGGACAUUCCAUUAUCAGGAGGCACUUUUACCUGGUCCAACAACCGUGACUGCCCAUCAUGGUCGAGGAUUGAUAGAUUUUUGCUAACACCCGAUUGAGAGUCACACUUUCCAGAUGUGGCUCAAAGAAGAUUACCC
Messenger RNA from Juglans microcarpa x Juglans regia, 2010 nucleotides. RefSeq lists its product as uncharacterized. The transcript has 2 exons. The record is from RefSeq and is a predicted model, not a curated record. Bases 182 to 1351 code for a protein of 389 amino acids. Lineage: Eukaryota; Viridiplantae; Streptophyta; Magnoliopsida; Fagales; Juglandaceae.